GGGAAAGCUCGCUGAGGAGAAGACUGAAUGGGUGUCUUCUCGACUGAAACAGAACGACGGUAAGCUCCACAGAAAAUAGUCCCGACCGUCCGUCCUGACAUGUCCCCAGAUCGCAUCCAACGAGUUCUUGCUCAUAGAGGCAGGAAACACGACCUGGAGGAAGAGAAUCCUUAUACACAUCGUAACAAACGUUCGCGGAACGAAGACAUUGUUGCGGUUAUCUCAAACAAUGCUGCGCUACAGUACUCCCUUAUCAAUCCCCUGGAGGUUGAUCCUCUUGGACUGCCCUUUUUCGACGACACUCCGGGCCGCAAUUUGAACUCAACAUGUUCGGAUGAACAUCCACAAUCGCAGGAGCACAUUGUGCAAAAUUACGCACAAGUGGACCCUCUUGGACGACCACACUUUGGGACUUCUAUACCGCAGAAUACCCCUCCAUUAGGGCUCCUAAGCAGUCCUCCUGCUAUUCCAUCUGAUCAGCUAGAUGCAGAAGUAGCGAGCUUUCUUGCCAACUUGAGAGAAAAUGGCGACAGUACAAGCAACGGGACUGGAAACACAGUGGCGUGCAUGGUCUAGAAUUCCGGUCGUGAAUUGUUCCUUUUUUGAAGCGCGGCAAUGACGAUAUCCCAAUCUUCCCCAAUUAACAACUGUGGUUCUUUGAUGCAGUACGCGUUGCCCUGUAAAAGUGCUUCACCAGAGGCGAAGCUUAUUGUUCCAUUGACUGGGAUAAGAAGCGCAAAAUCGGUAGGAGUA
This is a messenger RNA of Aspergillus welwitschiae, 753 nucleotides long. RefSeq lists its product as uncharacterized. Bases 100 to 576 code for a protein of 158 amino acids. NCBI's taxonomy places the organism in Eukaryota, Fungi, Ascomycota, Eurotiomycetes, Eurotiales, Aspergillaceae. The transcript has a single exon. The record is from RefSeq and is a predicted model, not a curated record.